AUGCCGUUCUGGAUAAUGAGCUUGUACAAGGGAAAAUGGAAUUUGAGCCAGAAAUGGUGUGAAGUUUCGGCAUCAGUGCUAGAUACUUUGGGUUUGGCCUCCAUAUUAACUAUGAGCUUAAUUGCCCUGAACAGAUACGUAAAAGUCGUUAAGCGAGCCUUGUACAUCAAGCUCUUUCCCAGUAAAAGAUUUGCUUGGCUGUGCUCUGGUGUCGUCUGGCUGGUUUCUGUGCUAAUCGCCACACCUCCGUUGUACGGAUGGGGAAAAAUGAGCUACGACCCAGAUUAUUUUCAUUGCACAUUCAACUGGAAGGAAGGACACUAUUCUUAUGCCAUGCUGAUUGGAGGGGUCUUCAACACGACAACAUUUGCAAUAUUUUACUGCUAUUGGAAAAUUUAUCAAACAGUGAAAGAAAGCACGGAUAAUGUCAACGCCAACGUCGCACAAAAUGGCGUCGGUGCACCAAGGUUCCAUCGUACUGACGUCAAAGUUUUGAAAAGUUGUUUUGCCGUGGUUUGUUCCUUUUUACUUACAUGGUGUCCAACGGCCAUAAGCGUUUUUGUAAUAUCUGCUGGAGUCUACAUUCCACACGAAGCGUUAAAAGUAAGUACGUACCUGCUGUUCUCCAGUAGUCUGGUAAAUCCGAUCAUCUAUGGGAUUAUGAAUCCGCAGUUUAAAGAGGCCUUCAAAAAGGUACUCAGUUGUGUUUGUUAUGGCAACGAUAAUAGAGAUCAGAGUCAUGCAAGAGUUGGAGCUGUAAUGAUACAUCCGAGGAGCAAUGAAACUGGAUGA
Stylophora pistillata is the source of this 792-nucleotide messenger RNA. Its product is annotated as melatonin receptor type 1A. Gene Ontology annotation, cellular component: membrane. The record is from RefSeq and is a predicted model, not a curated record. Gene Ontology annotation, molecular function: G protein-coupled receptor activity. NCBI's taxonomy places the organism in Eukaryota, Metazoa, Cnidaria, Anthozoa, Scleractinia, Pocilloporidae. Gene Ontology annotation, biological process: G protein-coupled receptor signaling pathway.